Molecule: messenger RNA, 734 nt
Organism: Drosophila novamexicana
Lineage: Eukaryota; Metazoa; Arthropoda; Insecta; Diptera; Drosophilidae
Exons: 1
Coding region: 226-699 (157 amino acids)
Source: RefSeq, a predicted model, not a curated record
CGAGUGAGACAAUCAUCGGGCACUCUCAUUAUGCAUGCAAUUAUACAAGUUUGUGUUUCAUAUAUUUCCUUAUCGCCAGAGACAGCUGACAAAAUAACUGGCGACUAUCGACGACUAUGCAACUGGGCAGCUCCGGACUUGUCUUGAAGUCUUGAAGCUCUCUCUCUCUCUCUCAGUUGUUAGUCUUGAAUGCGAAUUCGGGUAGAGUAAACGUGUUUUAACGUGAUGGCAAUUAAAUUGAUGCCCGUAUUGCCCUUGGUACUGUACACAUUGCUGCUGUUGGUGCACAUCUCGUUACCACACCAGCUGCACGAUAUUUACACUUCACAUGCAGCAGAUGCCCAACAGUUAACAAUGGAGAAUCGCAAUCAGAGCGAGAAGUUGAGUCCAGCGGAAGGCUCUACACCGCUAAGGAAUGGGACAAGUCAAAAGCCUAUAAGUGAGAGAUCGAGUGAGCGACCCAUUGAGAAGCCCUCCAAUGAGAUAAAUGAGAAUUCCACUGCACCGACCGAAAUUAAAGAGAAAGAAGAAACAACUGAACAAACCAGGGAGAAGAUGAAAGAGCGCCCAGAAACAGACGAUCUCUUGAAAAAAGAUCCAAAGAUUGCCGAAAUUGGACCGCGCAUCACGCUCGACACGCUGCCUGUCUGUGGGGAUGGCUUUAAACUAUUUGGAGCUCAUUGUCGCAAGGAGGCUUAAAAAGCCGUCAAUAAACGAAAAAAACACGCAUGCGA